This is a messenger RNA of Gastrolobium bilobum, 1044 nucleotides long. RefSeq lists its product as uncharacterized. The coding region runs from base 1 to 1044 and encodes 347 amino acids. NCBI's taxonomy places the organism in Eukaryota, Viridiplantae, Streptophyta, Magnoliopsida, Fabales, Fabaceae. The transcript is spliced from 2 exons. The record is from RefSeq and is a predicted model, not a curated record.
AUGGAGGAAGUUUUAAAUAACGGUGAAAAUGGUAACAAUGAAAAUAAUAAUCAUGAGAAUGAAGAAGGACAGAAUGGAGGAAGAGGGCCAUCGUUGAAUGAUAUGGCUGCUCCCUUCAGAAAUGGUCCAGAACGAGGCUAUGUUCCUCCUCCUCUGGAUGUCCCUAACUUUGAAAUCAAACCUGCAAUGUUCCAAAUGAUUAUGAAUGCUGGUCAAUUCCAUGGAUUGCCUAUGGAAGACCCCCACAGUCAUUUGGACAACUUUACUAAGAUAGUUGAUAAUUUCAAAGUUCAUGGUAUCUCAGAGGAAAAUAUGCGAAUGAGGUUGUUUCCAUUUUCCGUAGCAGGAAAAGCCAAAGAAUGGAGGAGAACAUUGCCCCCAAAUUCCAUUACUAGUUGGGAGCAACUAGCUGAACAGUUUGUCACCCGAUUUUUCUCCCAAGCAAAACAAGCCCAAGUGAGGGCUGAUAUAGCAUCUUUCCAAAUGUAUGAUGGAGAAAGUCUUUAUGAAGCGUGGGAGCGCUUUAAGGAAUUAAUACGAAUUUGCCCAAAUCAUGGAGUUUCUAAUUGGGGCAUUAUUCACACGUUUUAUCAUGGCUUAACCCCACCAUUGAAAGCCACUGUUGAUGCGGCUGCAGGGGAGAUCUUUUGGAUUUUACUUAUCUGGAAACCUAUCGUACAGAUGGCUUCGCUCCAGAAUACUAUAAAAAAUUGGAAGCCCAUAGAACAGAAAAAACCAACCGAGCAACUUCUCUUGACUCAAUCAAGUCAAAGUUGCUCCAUUUGUGGAGGUCCUCAUGAAUCUGAGGACUGUAACAAUUUGGCUGCUGUGUGUUAUGCAGGUGGUUACGAUAAUAAUAACAGGAGCAAUGAUAAUUAUCAAGGGAACAACAACCGGGGAUGGAAGAGUCAGAAUAAUACUGGAGGUAGUGGAGGAAACUACCAGAACCGACCUCCAUACCCCAGGCAGAACCAUCAAAACUGGGAUAAGGGUGAAGGGAAGUCCCAAUCCUUUGAGACUUUUGUCCAGGAAUACAUGAAUUAG